AUGUGUAGGGAUCCUCACUGCCUGCACGAGCAUUAUAGAUGCGCACAAGAGCAAGGAGAGACGUGUACCAUUUCCCUAUCCCUACCAGCCGAGCAAUUCACUCAUACUCCGUUGCCCCAUGCUGCGAAGUACAUUCGGCUUCUGCGAGCAAGGUCAAGACAUGAUGCAGAUGUUCUGGUAUUCGAACUGGCGGAGCACCCGAUCGAUGAUCUGCCACCAUACACUGCCAUCUCUUACGCCUGGGGCCCAGAUAGCGAACGGCAUAAAAUUGUGAUCAACGAAAAAUACUUCGACGUCCGUAGCAAUGCUCGUGAAGCACUCCAGCAGACAUGUCGAGACGACCUGGAAUGGUACAUUUGGAUGGACUCGAUCUGUAUCAACCAGGAAGACUUGGAGGAAAAGAGCGCGCAAGUGGAAAUGAUGGCGGACAUUUACCGCGCAGCAUCACUGGUAUAUGCAUGUAUAGGUCCUGCAGAGGAUGAUAUCGAGAUGCUCCUCGAAGCAUGCUCAGCUUUGGACGAAGCUAGAAGCUAUAGCUUCGCAAUACACGACAUCGUCGCCAUGUGCGAGGCGUUCGCGAACCUGGCCCAUCGCUCGUACUGGGGCCGCAUGUGGAUCGUGCAGGAGAUC
Messenger RNA from Pseudocercospora fijiensis CIRAD86, 630 nucleotides. RefSeq lists its product as uncharacterized. NCBI's taxonomy places the organism in Eukaryota, Fungi, Ascomycota, Dothideomycetes, Mycosphaerellales, Mycosphaerellaceae. The annotation marks the transcript as partial. The transcript is spliced from 2 exons. The record is from RefSeq and is a predicted model, not a curated record.